This is a messenger RNA of Oncorhynchus gorbuscha (pink salmon), 7566 nucleotides long. Its product is annotated as glutamate receptor ionotropic, kainate 5-like. Bases 2635 to 5871 code for a protein of 1078 amino acids. Lineage: Eukaryota; Metazoa; Chordata; Actinopteri; Salmoniformes; Salmonidae. Gene Ontology annotation, molecular function: kainate selective glutamate receptor activity; transmitter-gated monoatomic ion channel activity involved in regulation of postsynaptic membrane potential. Gene Ontology annotation, biological process: monoatomic ion transport; synaptic transmission, glutamatergic; modulation of chemical synaptic transmission. The record is from RefSeq and is a predicted model, not a curated record. Gene Ontology annotation, cellular component: kainate selective glutamate receptor complex; presynaptic membrane; plasma membrane. The transcript is spliced from 21 exons.
GAGAGCUGAAGAGGUAUUGAGAUGCAGAGAGGGAGCGAGCAAGAGCUUGCUGCUGGUGAUUGCAGUCAGUUCCUUCGCUAGCCACACACUGUGGAAAUACAGCGUGCUCAAUGCGGAGGAACAACGGGAAGAGAGGUGUUCGAUAGAAAAGAGAGGAGUCAAAAUGAAAACGGGGAACAGAGGAGCAAUGACUAGUCUUUCACUCAUCUCUAAAUGGGCUGGUCCGUAUGAACGAGAGGAGCACCACAGAGGCACAGAGAGGAAGAGGGCAGUUUCUCUCUUCUUGUGACAGCCUGGGGAGCCGUUUCGGGGUGUCAUAUUGUGACAGCGUUUGCCCUGCGUGUAUUUGAGAGGGAGUGUGUGUAUCUGUCUGCCUGUCAGACUCUGGAGUUGUGGUUGCCUCUUGGAAAGAAAGUGAUCUAUCAUUCUUUUUGGAAAAGGGAAUUUGGACGGGACGGAUUUUGGGGAAUUCAAGAAAGGCUUAAGGGACACUCCUGAUGGGGUCGUAGUGUUUCUCCUCUGCUCUUCUCUCUGUUUUCUCUCUCUCUCUUUUCCCCCUUCCUCCUCCCCUUCUCCCUUUCUAUCUCCACUUUUUCCCGGCACUGGUGCACAUGCUCAUUAUAGCUGUCCAUUUGGCUGAGACUCCCUCACUCGCUCUCCGUGGCAACCGCUAAUCUCGCAGGGGCAACCGUUCGUUCGCCCAUGGAGAGGGGACUGAGAUGGAUUCAAAAUCACCCCUGGAGACUUUUCCACAUGGUGUCCAUUUCCUGCCCUGCCAAGGGCCACACUUCCCUCCACGGGGCCACUCUUCUGUGUGAUAACCUCUAGAGUACCCAGCGUCCUUCACACCUAAAGACUUUGCAUCAAGCUGGAUUUCUUUUGGGGGGUGCUAUGGCAACCCAUUCCAUUUCCUGCCACGUUGAAUGAAGAGCGGACUUGGUGUCAUUUUUUUUUCUGUAUGAUACAGCUUCACACAAGUGGAUGUGAGAACUAAAAGACAGGAAAGCCCAUCGGUUCCCAAUAAUUUCCUGCCAAGGAUUCUGUGGCAUGAUGUCUCACACGAGGUGAAUUAUCAUUCCAGGUAAUCUUGGUUCAACGUAAAUACUUUUUUUGUAUCAUGCUGUGAUCUACAAAGCAGUGGAUUAACUCUCAGUACCCAGAACUGAGAGAGAAUUUGAAAUUGCAACUAGGUUAUUAUCUGCCCAUCUCUUCUCUCAUAUUGCCAUCGUUUCAGUUUUUGCUUUUGAGUAAUUAUCAUUGGCUUAAUCAAAGAGGCAGCAUGCAAUUCUUCUGGCCCUACCGGUGCAAAAGACAUCUGAAACAAAGACAUUAGUUAAAAAAAAAAAAAUGUUUUAAGUCUGGUUAAAGAAAAAGAGUGUAACAAAGAAAGGGAGUCAAGUGGGGAACAGGUGUAGAGAAUCUAAAAAGAUCAAAGUGAGAGAGAGAGUGAGGCUAAGAGUCAGGCUGAUAUUUUGCAGAAGCCCGGUCAUAGAGGAGACAGGAGAGCAGAGAGACGGGAGAGAAUCCGUAGGGAAGGUUGGGCAGGCGGAUGGAUAGAGUGGGGGGUUCUGGGUAAAGAUAAGGGGGCCAUUUCAGUCAGAUAGUGGGGUAACGGAUCCCAACCUUUUUAGACUGACACCCACCAGUGUCAUUGGCAUUCUCUGCACUGCCUUCCUCGUUGUUCCUCAGGCGAGAGUGCAAGAGGGGGAAGGGGGGGGAAAGAGAGAGGAACUAGUGACUGAAAGAUUGGACUGUCGCCACAAUCGGGGCCAAUUAAGAUAAUUUAUAAUUUAUAUGCCUUAAUCUUGCCAGUCAGGUGGGAGAGAUAUAUACAGAGAGAGGACGAGUGAGGGGGAACCGAAAUCGAGAGGGGAACAGGUGCCACAGAUACACGUCAUUAUCGCCUUCCUCUUUAAUUUAGUUAGUUUUCUACCAACCCCCCCCCCCCCUUUUUAAUCUCGGGAACGAGAUCCUUUUUGAGGGCUGUUCUGGUUGAGGCAAGGAAGGCCUUUGCCCGUUUGCCGAAAGGGAAGGCAGGAGAGAGAAACGGUUGUUUUUUUUUCAAUUGAAACAGAAUGGUCUUUCUCCUCCCCAGCUCUUAUAUAUGUUAGCAGCACACACUCUUUCAUCCUGCCAUCUCUUCAUUGCUCCGUCAGGGCAGAAAGUGAGACACUUCUCUUUCCGUUUGUCUGCAUCCCCUUUCCCACAGCUGUUGGAUAUUUUUCUCUCCCCUACAAAAAUCCUCAUUUUCCACCCGAAGGGAAUCUUUUCCUAGUAAAGGACAUCCCUAAGGGUUGGACAUUACUCCUAUAUAGGUUUCCCCCAUACUAUAUCUUAUCACCAUAUCAAGAAGAAAACACUGCUUGGUGAAAGGAAAUAGAAAAUCCUUCCAAACCUCUACUUCAAACCCAGAGACCCCCCUCCCCCCCUGUGACCCCCCUUCUCUUCACCCCUCCUCUUGGAUCUUACUCCUCUUUCUCCAUUCCUGUUAUCCGUGGGGUAUCCUACUUCCUGCCAGGACUAAGCCGGCUUGCAUCCCCGGGAAUCUUUUGAUAUCGGCUCCUGGUGUCGUCUGAUUCAUUCUGUGGUGGACCAGGCAGCCAGAAGACCAUUCUCCAUGAGGAGCAGUGGAAGAUGCCGGCUCUGCCAGCGCUGCUGCUGUCGAUUUACUUCCUCUUCCUGUUGCUGACCAUGGCCCCGCUCUCUUUCACCCAGGCUCCCGCCCUCUCCUCUGUCAGAAUGGCGGCUAUUUUGGACGACCAGUCGGUGUGUGGUCGAGGGGAGCGGCUGGCGCUGGCUCUGGCCAGGGAGAAUAUCAACAGUGUGUUUGAGGGCCCGUCCAGAGCCCGGGUGGAGGUGGAUAUCUUCGAGCUGCAGAAGGACUCCCAGUACGAGACCACCGAUACCAUGUGUCAGAUAUUGCCGAAGGGGGUGGUCUCUGUGAUUGGCCCCGCAUCCAGUCCCGCCUCAGGCUCAACUGUCAGUCACAUCUGUGGGGAGAAGGAGAUCCCUCAUGUGAAGAUAGGCCCGGAGGAGACGCCCAAACUCCCAUACCUCCGCUUCGCCUCGGUCAGCCUCUACCCCAGCAAUGAGGACCUGAGCCUGGCUAUAGGGGCCAUCCUCCGCUCCUUCAGCUACCCCACCGCCAGCCUCAUCUGCGCCAAGGCAGAGUGCCUGCUGCGAUUGGAGGAGCUGGUGCGGCGCUUCCUGAUCUCCCGGGAAACGUUGUCCGUCAGGAUGCUGGACGAAAGCCUGGACCCCACCCCCUUGCUGAAGGAGAUCAGAGACGACAAAGUGGCCACUAUCAUCAUCGACGCCAAUGCCUCCAUCUCCUACCUCAUCCUCCAGAAGGCAUCGGAGCUGGGGAUGACGUCAGCAUUUUACAAGUACAUCCUCACCACCAUGGACUUUCCCCUGCUGCGAUUGGACGACGUGGUGGAUGACCAGUCCAACAUCGUGGGUUUCUCCAUGUUCAACAGCAGCCAUCCCUUCUACCUGGAGUUCAUCAGGAGUCUCAACCUGUCCUGGAGGGAGGGCUGUGAACUCAGCCCCUACCCCGGCCCAGCGCUGUCGUCGGCUCUCAUGUUUGAUGCGGUGCAUGUGGUGGUGGGGGCAGUGCGUGAGCUCAACCGGAGUCAGGAGAUUGGAGUGAAGCCACUCAGCUGCACCACUCCUCAAAUCUGGCAGCACGGCACCAGCCUGAUGAACUACCUGCGCAUGGUGGAGUAUGAUGGGUUGACCGGCAGGGUGGAGUUUAACAGCAAAGGCCAGAGGACAAACUAUACCCUGAGGAUCCUGGAGAAGCACCAUGGGGGUCAUAAAGAGAUUGGAAUCUGGUACUCUAACAACACGUUGGCGAUGAACUCGACGUCCCUGGACAUCAACAUGUCGGAGACGUUGGCUAACAAGACGCUCAUCGUCACCACCAUAUUGGAGAACCCAUAUGUGAUGCAUAAGUCCAACUACCAGGAGCUGCAGGGAAACGACCGGUACCAGGGCUUCUGUGUGGACAUGCUAAGAGAGCUGUCAGACAUGUUGAAGUUCUCCUUCAGGAUCAAGCUGGUGGAUGACGGUCUGUACGGAGCGCCUGAACCAAAUGGUUCCUGGACAGGCAUGGUGGGAGAGCUCAUCAAUAGGAAAGCAGACUUGGCGGUAGCUGGGUUCACCAUCACCUCAGAGAGGGAGAAGGUCAUAGAUUUCUCCAAACCCUUCAUGUCUCUGGGCAUCAGCAUCCUGUACAGAGUCAAUUUGGGACGGAAGCCAGGUUAUUUCUCCUUCCUGGACCCGUUCUCUCCAGCCGUGUGGCUCUUCAUGCUGCUGGCCUACCUGGCUGUCAGCUGUGUGCUCUUCCUAGCCGCCAGGUUGAGUCCCUAUGAGUGGUACAACCCUCACCCGUGUCUGAUGGGGCGCAAGGACAUGCUGGAGAACCAGUACACCCUGGGCAACAGCCUGUGGUUCCCCGUGGGAGGCUUCAUGCAGCAGGGCUCUGAGAUUAUGCCCCGCGCCCUGUCCACACGCUGCGUCUCCGGGGUCUGGUGGGCGUUCACUCUAAUCAUCAUCUCCUCCUACACGGCCAACCUGGCAGCUUUCCUUACAGUUCAGAGGAUGGAGGUGCCUAUCGAGUCUCCUGACGACCUGGCUGACCAGACCAACAUCCAGUAUGGUACCAUCCAAGGAGGCUCCACCAUGACCUUCUUCAUGAACUCGCGCUACCAGACGUACCAGCGCAUGUGGAACUACAUGCACUCCAAGCAGCCCAGUGUAUUUGUGAAGAGCACAGAAGAAGGCAUCGCCCGCGUGGUCAACUCUAAAUACGCCUUCCUGCUGGAGAGCACCAUGAACGAGUACCACCGCCGCCUCAACUGUAAUCUCACCCAAAUAGGAGGUCUGCUCGACACCAAGGGCUACGGCAUUGGCAUGCCCCUGGGCUCACCGUUUAAAGAGGAGAUCACUCUGGGGGUGUUGCAGCUGGCAGAGAACAACAGACUGGAGAUCCUGAAGAGGAGGUGGUGGGAGGGGGGGCAGUGCCCUAAGGAGGAGGACCACCGAGCCAAGGGUCUGGGCAUGGAGAACAUCGGGGGCAUCUUCGUGGUGUUGAUCUGCGGCCUCAUCAUCGCCGUGUUCGUGGCCAUCAUGGAGUUUGUCUGGUCCACCCGCCGCUCGGCAGAGACAGACGAGGUACGCCCUCACUGCUGCCCCGGCCAAAACCACAAACACCCUCCAAUGUCAGUGUGUCACGAGAUGCUGACCGAGUUCCGCAACGCCAUCUCCUGUAAGAAGACCUCACGCUCUCGGCGGCGCCGGCCCUUGGCCAGCACUGGCGGUGUCCUGCGCCACCCCACCCGCCUCCAGCUGGGUGUCCCAAGACCCAUCCGCCUAGUCCGCGAGAUGCGUCUCAGCAACGGCAAGCUCUACAGUGGCUCGGGCCCCCUGACAGGCGGAGGGGGAGCAGCAGGGGGAGCGUGCGGGGCCGUAGGAGGGGGGCCCUCAGACAUGGGCCCGGGGCCACAGCGCCUCCUGGAGGACCAUCUGGGCGCCAACACUACGCCGCCGCCUCCCCCGCCCGCUGCUGCCACGGCGCCACCCUCCCGGAGCUGUGCCCACGUGCGGAUCUGCCAGGAGUGCCGGCGCAUCCAGAACCUGAGGUCGGCAUCGUCCUUCUCACGCAUCCCGCCCCACCUCGGCCCACACUCUUCUCUGUCCCUGCCCCGCCUCCCGCCACCCCCACCUCCCUCCUCCACCGACAGCGAUGGGGGUGGCUGCGACACGGUGAGCCCCAGGCGGCCCAAACCUAAGCCCACACCCCCUCCGCGGCCCUUACCCCCGGCCAAGACGCCCACCACAGACCUGCUGCUUGGGAAACAAGACUGAGGAACGGAGGGGUCAGACGUGAUAAUAGUCGAGGGUUAAAAGUCAAAGGUCAGGGUAUUUGCAGAGAAACGCGUAGGAACGAGGAGCGGAGGGGGCUGUGAGCUUGUAGCGCAUUGACACGGCAGAAUCAAACCACUCUGAUCCGUUUGAGGGGGUGGAGAAGGGUUCAUUCACCAGAUACCAACCCAGUCAACACAGUCCUCUUAAACCAGGAGUCGUGCUAAAACAGGAGACUGGUUCAAAAUGGACUAGAUGGUAUAUUCAGACACUGAGAGACUUCAGGAGGGGCCUUCACAUUGCUCCCUCGCUAGUCUAUGCUCUUCUGCCACAGCUCCCGUGAGACGGGCAUGUUAAACCAACCCAUGGUCUCCACUUUGAUCUGCUAUGCCACAGGCUGUCUAUGGAGUGGAAAUGGACUUUUGACCACACACGACCGUUAGCUGCCUACGGUGCAUUGAGAGACCAUGUGGUGCCCGUUCCACAGUAUGCAUAGACGUGUUCAAGCUGCCUGGUUUGGCUUUUGACCCCUCACUCUUUCACUUGGAUCUGGUGGGAGGACUUGACCUAUCCCACAAUCACUGGAGAGGUUCAGGGGACCAUAGAGACUUCACACACGGACACACGUACACAGAAACUCUUGCGCUUAGAGAAGUUGGUUCUCACAAAAAGAUGCAUAUUUUUCCCCAGAGCUGCUGCAAGAGCUUGAACUUUGGAAUUAUGGGACAUGUAAAACCAGACGAUGAAGAAAAAAAGAGGCUUUCUCUGAGUGUAACUCGCCUAAUUUAUUUUCUAUCUUUCUUUCGUUAUAUAUUUGUAUGGUCGUCAUUGGUUUCUCGGUCACUGUGUAGUUAUUGACUCAUGUUUUUGGUUUGUCAUUAAAGAUCCUUGAGAAGCCGAUGUGGAGAUCAUGACCAAAUGAGGUCGCUUUCCAACCAAUCAUAAGCCCGGGAACAAAGUUCAAAGGUCAACAUCUGAAACAUAUAUUGACAGUACGCCCCAGAUCAAAUGAUUCAAUAUUACAGUCCAUGUUGGCUUGUUACAGUAGCAGUGUGUGACUUCGCUUUUCCACUGCUUUCCAACAAGCCGGUUUUGCCACGGAGUUUUAACGACGGAGUUUGUGUAUCGGAGCCCCAUCCAAUGACAGAAAAACAGAGCCACACAGUUUAACAGCACGACAUGUUGUGAAUCCUUCAAACAGAUCAGAAUUUAAGAAACUGGAUAUAAAGAGCAAGGUAAAAAGGAAUGACAAGAGAGACAAACUGAUGAUCAUAUAUAGUUAUACGAUGCAGGAUAGGAGAAACAUAUUGCACAGUCCUGUCUGGCCAAUGAUAAGAGGAAACCUGUGUUAAUGUGUGUUCUGUAUGAUUCAUAUGGGGGACAUAAGGUUGUGUGAGUGCGUACGUACAGAGGAAAGGAUGGGUCAGAGUGCAUUUAGUCAUAUUUUAUGCUUCUUUUUUUGUGCUAAAUGGAUUAUUUAAGCAAUAAGGCCCGAGGAGGUAUGGUAUAUGGCCAAUAUACCACGGCUAAGGGCUGUUCUUUCGCAUGAUGCAAUGAGGAGUGACUGCAUACAGCCGUGAGCCAUGGUAUAUUGGCCGUAUACCACCAACCCCUGAGGUGCCUUAUUGUGAUCAUGAACUGGUUACCAAUGUAAUUAGAGCAGUAAAAAUAAAUGUUUUGUUAAACCCAUGAUUUUAA